Molecule: messenger RNA, 3129 nt
Organism: Paramecium sonneborni
Lineage: Eukaryota; Ciliophora; Oligohymenophorea; Peniculida; Parameciidae
Source: the annotation of a GenBank genome assembly
AUGUUAUAGAAUUUGUAAUAAAACAAGAAUAAUAUUGUCAUUGAUGCUCCUAUUCUAAAUUUUCCAAAUAGAAAAUUUGAAUCAAUAAAUAAAAUUGGAUAAGGAUCACAAGGAUCUGUAUAUUUAGCCAAAUCAAUAAAUUGGGGAAUUAAUGAUUAAAAUUAAUAUGCAUUAAAAUGCUAAGGAAAUUCUAAAGAUAAUGAAAUUCAAUUUAUUGAUAACCUUAUAUAAUAUCAGAAUCAAUAUGAAAAUUCAUAAUAAAAUUAUUAACCAUCUGGAUUAAUUAGAAUUUAUGGAAGAUAUAAAUGGAACAAUUAGGAUGUUUUCAUAAUGGAAAAAGGAGAAUAAGAUCUAUUUGCAUUCAUUAAUGAAUAAUAAUAAUUAACAUUUCAAUAGAAAGUUGAGAUUUUAAUUUAGGUAUUAUUAAAUUAUUAAUAUAUAUUAGAUAUCUUAAUCUAUAUAAUUUUUACAUUAAUAAUAAUUAAUACAUAGAGAUAUUAAACCUGAAAAUUAUAUUAAAAUAGGUAAUUAAUUUAAACUUAUUGAUUUUGGAUUAAUAAGAGGGGAUUAAAGAAUAUAGAUGACUAGAAACAUUGGAACAUGUCUUUUUUAAGCGCCUGAAUUAGUUGAAGGAAGACAAGAUUAUUCAAAAUCAGUUGAUAUUUGGGCACUUGGUUGUUUAUUUUAUGAACUUUUGACAAAAUAACCAUUUUUAAAAGGUAUUUAGUUUCUUUUAUCUUAGCAUAAACUGCAUUAGAGGUUGAAAAUAUAAUUAAAAAUAUUAAAAAUAAUGAUCAAUAUAUUAAAAAUAGAUUAAAUUAUUUAAUUAAUUAAUUAGAUGAUAAAAAAGAGGAAAUAUAAAACUUAUUAAGUAAAAUGUUAAAUCCAAAUGAUUAAUAAAGAAUCUAAAUUAAUUAAGUAAUUGAGGCAUUAAAAAAUAUGGUUUAAAAUAUCCCUAUUAAUCAAAAUUUAGUUUAAUAAAAUAGAUAAUUAAAUUUACCUUUAUAAAAAGAUAUCAAUAUUCAAAAUGGUGAAUAGUUUUAAUAGGGUAUUAUUAAUAAUAAUUAAUAAUUUUAAUAAGUGAUCAAUCAAAAUUAAAAUGCUAAAUAGUCUUUAUAAAUUAACAAUAAUUAAUAAAUUUAAUAAGUGAUCAAUCAAAAUUAAAAUGCUAAAUAGCCUUUAUAAAUUAACAAUAAUUAAUAAAUUUAAUAAGUGAUCAAUCAAAAUUAAAAUGCUAAAUAGUCUUUAUAAAUUAACAAUAAUUAAUAAAUUUAAUAAGUGAUCAAUCAAAAUUAAAAUGCUAAAUAGUCUUUAUAAAUUAACAAUAAUUAAUAAAUUUAAUAAGUGAUCAAUCAAAAUUAAAAUGCUAAAUAGCCUUUAUAAAUUAACAAUAAUUAAUAAAUUUAAUAAGUGAUCAAUCAAAAUUAAAAUGCUAAAUAGUCUUUAUAAAUUAACAAUAAUUAAUAAAUUUAAUAAGUGAUCAAUCAAAAUUAAAAUGCUAAAUAGUCUUUAUAAAUUAACAAUAAUUAAUAAAUUUAAUAAGUGAUCAAUCAAAAUUAAAAUGCUAAAUAGCCUUUAUAAAUUAACAAUAAUUAAUAAAUUUAACAAGUUAUUAAUUAAAAUUAAAAUUCUCUAUAGUUUUAAUAAAUUAACAUUUAUUAAUAAAUUUAAUAAGUUAUUAAUUAAAAUUUUUAAGAGCUUUUAUAAGUUAUCAAUAAUUAAAUGAAUAAAUAAUAAGAGGAAAUCAAAUAGAUCGGAUUAAAUAUAAAUGGCUAAUUUAAUUAAAAUCAAUUAAAGAUAAUUAUUUAAGAAUAAUUUAACUAACAGUAAAUUUAGAAUUAAUUUCCUUUAUAAGAUUUAAUUAAAGAAAUUUGUCAAUAAAUGUAAGGACAAUUUGCUGAAUUAAAGUAAUAAACUCUAAAUUAGAUUUUGAAUUAAUAAUAAUAAUAUAAUGAAAAAAACCAAAAUUAAUUUUAAUAAAUUAAUCUAUAAUCUGCCUAAACUUAUAGGUAAGAAUAAGAAAUCGAAAAAUUGAUGAUUUAAAUUAAAGAAUCAUAAGGCAUUAUUAUAUCUCAAAAUACAAAUUUGUUUUAAACUUAAUUAAAAGAGAGAGAACAAAAUUUAUAAGAUUAAAUGAAGAAAAUUAAAGAAUUAGAAAUCAUAAUUUAAAAUUCAGAUCAAAAACUCAAAGAUGAAUUUAAUAAAAAUAAUAAGCUUGAGGAAAAAGUUAAACAAUUAGAAUUAUAAAAUCAAUAUGAAUAAUCCAUUCUUAAAGAUUAAAUAAAAAGCCAUGAUCAAAUUAUAAUAGAAUAAAAAAAUCGGAUAAAAGAAUUAGAAACUAUUAUUACAAAUUAAAAUUAAAAUUAAAAAAUUACAGAAGUAAGUUGCAGUAAUCAAAAUUUACUUAAGUUUAAAUAAGACUUAGAAAAUAAAGUGAAAGAUUGUGAAAAAUAAAUCCAAGACUAUUAGAAAAAAAAUUAAGACUAACCAGAUUAAUUAAAAAUAAUUUAAUCUUAGAUUUAAGACGUAAAAAAUCAAUUGUAAUAAAGUUAAAAUGGAUAAAAUUUAUUAAUAUAAGAACUUGAAGGAAAAAUUUAAGAACUUUUAAAAUAACAAAUUUAAAAAGAUUAAAAAAACACCGGAUUAGAAAAUUUAUAAUUUUAAUAAUAGCCGAGAAUUUAAAUAGAGAAUAUAGAAAAGUUAUUCGCUAUAAUUAAAUCUUUAGAAGAAGCAUAAAAUUAAUUAGCUUUACAGAUUAUCUAAUAACUUAACUAAAAUAAUUAAAAAUUACAAUAAUUUGAGAAAUUAAUUGAAAAUAUAAAUAAGAAUAAUGGAUAGAAAUUGAAAAAUUAAUAAUUUAAUUAUAAAGAUCAAAAGGAAAAUUUUUAAAAAGUCAAUUCAUAGUAAAAUUAGCAAAUUAAGGAUUUAUUAAUUAAUAAUUUAGGUCUAAAUAAGCAAUAAAACUCAUAAAUUAAAGUAAAAAAACAUAAUUAGACACUUUAAAAAACUCCAGAGUAUAAUGAAAAAAUAUAAGAUAUAAUAAAUUAAUUAUUAAAGGAUCAAAAUACAUAAGGAAAAAAAAAAAAAUAAGAGUUCUAACCAAAUUAAUUUUAAAAUAAUAAGAAAUGA